Messenger RNA from Schistosoma mattheei, 3249 nucleotides. The record is from the annotation of a GenBank genome assembly. NCBI's taxonomy places the organism in Eukaryota, Metazoa, Platyhelminthes, Trematoda, Strigeidida, Schistosomatidae.
GAUCAUCUUAGUGCCAUAAUCCGGUUAGUUCAUCCAGUUGUUACUGAAAAUAUGUAUUAUUAACAUACUUUACGAAUUUGUAACGGGAACACUUAAAUUCCUUUGUUUUUUCAAAGCAAAAUGUAUUAUUCGAUAUAGUGUCAUAAAAAUCCUGAAACCCGAACAAACAAUAAAAGGGGAAAUGCGAACAGAGGGAAAGUAAAGGAGAAAACGAGUUAGGAAAUUUAUGAGAAAUAAUAGGGAAAUGCGAUAAAAUGUCUGCCUUUUCGCAUAUCUGGGGAAAUAAUGCGGAUUUUCUUCUUAUGUCACUCUGUGUUUUAAAUGUCGCUGAAUUGUCUACUUUUAGCCUAAAUGCACGCAAAAGUGUCUACUUAACUUCCGAUUCUUCAAUGUUUCCGCAUUUAUUUGAGACAUGUUAAACAGUACAUUUAUUUACACAAAACUGGUGUGUUGUACACGUUACCCUGGUUCGCGGUUUAUCCUAUAGUUAUUAAUUUGUAUAAGUCAUCUAGUUUGCUGUUUUAACAUUGUUUUAAAACCUUUCCAAAAUGAUGUUCAUCAACUACUGGAUUUUAAUGAUAAUAGGUCCAUCAGCCUAAUUAGGCUGAAAAAUAUACCACCCAAUGUUUUAAUGAGAUUCGUGUCCUUUACUUGGUAUUAAUCAUAUUCCGUGGUUGUAGUUCUCUCUGAACGAUGUUUGCUAAAUGCGAAACAACUCAACCUAAGUAUUUAUAUUCUUUUGUAGUUUAAGCAUAUAUUACUUUCCCAGUUUUCCCUUUAUCGGUUGAGUAACAGUCUGGGCAACAUAUAUAUAUGUAAGCGUAUACGCUUAGUCUAUUUCCCUACUUGCAGUAUGAGAGUAAAUGUAGAAACAAUCUCGCAAUAUUUUCUUCUGGAAAAACUUUUCAGUCAGUGCAUUGAAGAUUUGAAAAGCCAAACGUUUGCUGCAAAUAUUGAUCUGAAAUGUUCUAGGACAAAAUUUCGCUCAUUUUACUAUUAAGGAUCAUAGAACUUUUUGUUCGCAUUCUAAGAUACAGGUUGUUACACCAUACAUAUUUUCCAUAAGUCACGAUCAUUAAGGUCUCAGCAUUAUUCAUGACAAGAAUAGUGAUAAUUCUACACUGUCAUUUGGCGACUUUAUAUUUCAUAACCUUAAAGUCCUGCAAUAUAAUCUAUAAAUAAUUGUAAAACCUUACCAACAAUGCUGUGUCUGUAUGAGUCAGUCAGUGCACUGAGUUUUAGUAACAGGAUUUGCUUACUCUUACUCCAUGUAAUGUAACCACAUAUAAAGUGCGGGAAAAAAUCAGCCAAUGAAAAAUCCUUUACUUUGACGAAUGAAGUUCAGCUAAAGCUAAUUUAGGUUUCGGUACCCAGAUGAGAAAUAGUUUAAAUAAUAACAUGAAAAUAAAUGUUACUUUUGCAGUGCACAUAUAGUUGAAACAGGUGUCAUAUGAAAAACUUCAACUAAUGUAAACUAAUUAGAAUGGUUUGUUGGAGGCAUCGUAGUUUAAUGUUGAGUUUUCAACACAUGUCCUAUUUCACAAAUACUGUAAGCAUUUUAUGCUGCAUUUAUUCUCGAAUUAUUUUCAUCUUAAAUCCUGCACUGUAUAUUCGCACUAUGAUAAAUUUUAUGUUAUUGUUUAGUCGUCAAGGUAAAGUGCGACUUCAAAAAUGGUAUAGCUCUUAUACGGAGAAAGAAAAGAAAAAGUAUUUACGCGAAAUUAUUUCUCUAGUCUUUGCGAGGAAACCAAAAAUGUGCUCGUUUCUAGAAUGGCAAGACCUUAAGAUUGUGUACAGAAGAUAUGCUAGUCUCUAUUUUGUGUGCGCUAUUGAUCAGACAGAUAAUGAAUUGAUUACAUUGGAGAUUAUUCAUCGUUACGUGGAGAUUCUGGACAAAUAUUUUGGAAAUGUCUGUGAAUUGGACAUAAUCUUCCACUUUGAAAAAGCUUACUUUGUUUUGGAUGAAUAUUUACUAGCUGGUGAAGUACAAGAGACAGGAGCAAAAGAAAUUCUUUCUGUGAUAGAUGCACAAGAUAUAAUUCAAGAGGAUGAAGUCCCACAAAAACUUUUCGAAGACCAAAGUCUCAAUUGACAGUAGUACUUUAUUUGGGUCGCCAGAUUAUUUAAGUCUUACGUUUACCUCCCUCCAUGGCAUUGUCAGAUGUUCUUGAAAAUAAACUUUACUUUUCUACUGCCUUGAUAUUAAUAUUGUCUUUCUUUAAAAUAUGAAAGUUGUCGUUAUCUACGAUUAACUCUAUGCAAAGAUAUAGGGUAAGAUGACAAGUAACCGAAUAGAUUCAGUGUUGUGUAGAAAUAACUAUGCAUAUAGUUUUUUUAUCAUUUUGGAAAGAGCAAGAACAAAAAUUUUAAAGAAGAUAACAUGAGUUUAUCUUAUUUCGUUCAGUUCUCGUUAGUUGCCUUCAACUUAUAGUGUUUAAAAGUAAAAAUUACAAAGUGGGUUUAAAUUAUGUACAUGAAAGUGUUUAUUUAGAGGUUGCUGUGAUCACACAUUCAUAUAAUGUAGCAACAAUGUAUAUAAACUUAACAAACUAAAUAAAAUAUAAAUGUAUAUCUUAUGUGGAAGAAUAUUUUAUAACAUUGUUAGUAACACAAGAUCAAAGGGUUAGAAACAGUUAGUUACUUAACAAGCGAACACCGAUAAUAAGGAUAAAUUAAGCGAAGUUCAUUUGCUCGCCUCCGUGUCUAUAAAUUUACUUGCACCUUCCAAACGAGCUACAUUAAUCGCACAAGAAGGAGAGCAUAUCUUAGAUUGUGUAGACACGCUCCCAAACCCCUUCAGACAAGAGAAAGUACUACUUUAAAUAACUCGAACACUAAAUACCUUUUGGACACAGGACAUCAAGUCAAUACCUUAAAAUCCUUCAAGGAUAUUAAUAAACAACCAAACUCCAGUCAUUUGAAGUUCACUAAAACUAUCUUUAUCAGGCGUCAGAGAGAUGGUUUCUAAUCUUUCUUUGCCCUGGUGACAAACAUGUUUUCCAUUACGUCAUUAAAGGCUGUCCAACUUUUUUUAAUUAGUUACAUCAGUACGCCUGUAUUGUGAAUGUCUUCUACAUUGUUAGCCUUAUUUUACCAAGCAGAACUUUGUUGAUUUUAUCCUUAUUAUCAGCAUCUGUCUAUUGCGUAACCACUUGUUUCUAUCCUUUUCAUCUCAGGUUACUAUCAAUCUUGUAAAAUAUUCUUUCAUAUAAGAUAUAUAUUUACAAUAUCCUUUUCUCCUAAUUUUUU